Triplophysa dalaica is the source of this 1351-nucleotide messenger RNA. Its product is annotated as salivary glue protein Sgs-3-like. Bases 400 to 1095 code for a protein of 231 amino acids. The record is from RefSeq and is a predicted model, not a curated record. Lineage: Eukaryota; Metazoa; Chordata; Actinopteri; Cypriniformes; Nemacheilidae. The transcript is spliced from 3 exons.
UUAUUUCACACACGUGUCUGACAGCGCAUGUGUUGGAGUGCGCAUGCGCGGCGGAGACCGUAUGUGUCGGACUGCGCAUGCUCGGCUGACAGUGCAUCUGGCUUUAGAGUGCAUCUGGUCUGCAGACAGACCCUUCUCCUUCAAUUGGCCUAUCUCGCAGUCAAGCACGCUAGUAUGGGUCAACUAGAACAAGCUUGAUUUCUCGUGACACCUGUCUCCUCAAUGCAACCCGACGCUCCGAUGACUAUGUUCUGUUCUGAUCUAAUUGGUUUAAGUGAUCCGUGACACCUGAGCCUUGUACACACCUAAUCAAAUUUAGCGGUGUGUGUGCACUCUACAGCACAUAAAACCUGAAAACACACAACAGGUCAACGCACAUCUGCACACAUCAGGAUCAAGAUGAGAGCUAUUUACGGUGCAUUAUUCUUAAUGCUCCUGCUUCAUGGAGUCAGGAGCAAGAAAACAGGAUCAUGUGCUCAUCCUACACCGCUCUGCUGUACUUUAAAAAAUGAUGAAUGCAAACGUGGGUGUUCUUGUGAUGAGGCCUGCUCGCAGAAUAACGAGUGCUGUAGUGACUACGCGGUGACUUGCGCUCAACCAACCACGCCAUCAGCAACCACGCCAUCAGCAACCACGCCAUCAGCAACCACGCCAUCAGCAACCACGCCAUCAGCAGCCACGCCAUCAGCAACCACGCCAUCAGCAGCCACGCCAUCAGCAACCACGCCAUCAGCAACCACGCCAUCAGCAACCACGCCAUCAGCAACCACGCCAUCUGCAACCACGCCAUCUGCAACCACGCCAUCUGCAACCACGCCAUCUGCAACCACGCCAUCUGCAACCACGCCAUCUGCAACCACGCCAUCUGCAACCACGCCAUCUGCAACCACGCCAUCUGCAACCACGCCAUCUGCAACCACGCCAUCUGCAACCACGCCAUCUGCAACCACGCCAUCUGCAACCACGCCAUCUAUAAACAAACAUCCUCAGAAAAAACUCUGUCCUCAUCGAACUCUGUGUCCUAAUCCCAAUCAUCCUCCGAAGAAUAAAUCUCCAACGAAUAAGAAAAUAAUUCAGCAGGGUAUUUUAAUAUAAAGCAAUAUUUUUCUCUCCAUCUGUUAAACACAGAAUGAAUGGUGUGCUGUCUGUUUCAAGUGAUUGCUUCUGUAAGUGUGGUUUGAAAAGAUAAAGACGUAGAGCAGUCCAAGUCAUUUUCGUUAUGUUUUUUUUUUUUGCUUUGAAAUAAUAAUUAAGAAAUGAGUUGUGGGGAAAAUGUAACUGUUGUCUUUGUAUUCAUGUUAUUAUCUUUGUUGUAAUGAUUGUGGGGGCGGGACAUGUUUGCUCAGGAUGA